Molecule: messenger RNA, 1441 nt
Organism: Linum tenue
Lineage: Eukaryota; Viridiplantae; Streptophyta; Magnoliopsida; Malpighiales; Linaceae
Source: the annotation of a GenBank genome assembly
GGACAGUAAUCUCGUGCCAUCAUUAGCCAUUCUCUCAGAAAUCAGUAAAUUAACAUGAUGCAUUUGCCUCAAAGUCUAGUGUUGUCUUUUUUUGGCCUUGUUCUCCUCCUCCUGGUUUUGGAGCCUUAUUCAUGCAGAGCUGCUGCCCCAACCCCAGUCCCAUCCGAUCUCAAAGCUUGCGGGUUCAAAGCAAUAUAUUGUUUUGGAGAUUCAAUUUACGAUACUGGGAAUAAUAAUGUUGAGAAACCUGGUUCCAUUACCAACUUUCUUCCCUACGGGAUGACACUUGGGAAACCCAACGGCAGAUUCUCUGAUGGCCUCCUCAUAAUCGAUCGUUUUGUCGAAUCAGCUGGGCUGUCUGAGACUAGCAAUCCGGACCUGAACACCAAGUUGGAUCAUUCCAAAGGCGCAAACUUUGCAGUGGGAGGCACUGGGAUUUUGACCCAAGAACAGAGGCUGAAGUGGAAUGUGACUUUGCCAUAUUCCCAAACCAGCAUGGACAUUCAACUCCAACGCUUCGACCAGCUUGUAAAGGAGAUGUAUAAAGAUGAGACUGUUCGUCGAGACAUCAUGAAGUCAUCUCUGUUCGUGAUUGGCGGUGGAAACAUAGACUAUGCUAAGCUCUACUUUCCCGGGUGCCAUUGCCCUGGGUGCGCAUGUUUGGCUGUGGAGGAAAAGAAAGUGGUCAUCAACCCGGAAGAUGUUCGAGCGAUCAGAGCUGAUAACUGCAAUUGCACUGCCGUGGUGGAAAGGAAACUCAUCAUCCCUGACGAAGUUCACCAAAUAAAAGAAUAUGUUAAAACACUUAUGGGUUAUGGAGCCACAACAUUCCUGAUAAACGGAAUGUACCAAGGUGGAUGCUUGCCCUGGUCCAUGGCUCCGGUUGAUGAUAAGGUUUUCUGCAGCACCGAAUGGCAAGAAUUCCACAACAACCACAACAAAGCCGUCCAACAGGCAGUUCUGGAGAUGAAGAAGGAAUACCCCGACGCUCGUAUCAUCUACGGCGAUAUCUGGUCCGCACAUCAAUGGCUUUUCGACCACGCCAAGGCUGAAGGGUUCACCAAUCUCAACAAAGCUUGUUGCGUCGAUUGUGGUCCAAACGCCGCACAUUGCCCAGACCCCAACCAGUACAUAUAUUGGGAUGGAGGCCAUAUGACGGAUCACUCUUACAAGUUAAUUGCCGACGUUAUGAUUCCACAAAUCUCCAAGGACUUGGGCUGUCACGCCUAGGCUACCCACUCCAAUCCAUAUUAUGUAAUUUCAUUCAUUAAUUAACUGUUCCUUAGGGACAAGAAGAGAGACAACCAAAAGAGAAAAAAAGGACAAAAAGUACCAUGUCCUCAUUUGGCACCAUAUAUAUCAUCAAUCAACACCAAUCACGGUGGAUUUAAUAAGAAAUUAUACUUCUUUUAUCAUACCCUACCUACAAUUUUAUUCCCAC